AUGGGUGCUCAAGGAAGCAAAGUGAACUUCCGUCAGGCGGUUAUGGACCUCACUUCAAAACCGGGAAAGCAGGUUAGAUUAGGAAUUGGAAUAUGUAUAUCAAUUGAAAACAGGAUGAUGACACGUUUUGGGAUCAACUUUGGUCUUCCGAAUCGGUCAAUUCAGUCAACGACGUAUACGCAAUGAUCCCUUCUGAGGAAAUUCGGCGUUUGAGGUUUUCUGAACAGUCCAGUCUAUACAUCUUACGCUAACUCGCCUUUACAAUGGUACCACAAAGUUCCGAAAAAAGUUUAUCAGAAAUGUUCCUAACAAUUUGAAACCGCUUCUCAAGGAAUCGCUCAAGUUCAAAAAGCUGCCUUGAAACAUUACUCCAACGAUUCGAGAGAACCUUUUAAAAAUUUUUGUUUCUAAAUUUUUUAAGAAAAAUUGUUUAUUUUUUUCAAUUCAGAGAAGAUGCUCCCAAAAACCUGGCGACUCUGUGUUAUAAAGCAUUGGAAAAGCUUCAGAACGCCAGAGACCACCCGGCAACAAUCAAUCAGAAAAAAGUUUGUUUUUACAUGAUUUUUCGAACGGAAAAAGUUGAAGGUAAUCAAUUGUGUGCGGUUACUCACGCGACUGAUGCCGUACAUGCUGGAAGAAGCCGAAUGGAGGGGAUACUUUUGGUCGCCGAUUCCUCAUGUCAGUUUUUCAUCCUUCGUGAUUUCGGUUGCAUCCUCAAAUUUUCAGGGAGAUAGUCAGAGACCUCUUGCCGCUGUUCUUUUGGAAGUUCUUUCGGAUCUUCUUUUUUGUCCCGACUUCACUGUUAGCAACCUCAAUACUUCCGCAGUGAGUACAGCUUCAAAUUGAAGUUUGAAUUUAUCGAAUUCAGGAGCGUGUGGACGACCUCUCUUCCAUCGACUCGUGUGAAUAUAUCUGGGAAGCCGGAGUGGGUUUUGGCACGAAGCCCCCGAUGGUUUCUCAACAGUACCAGAACAGAUCCGAAAUUUUGAAGCUGUUACUCACAUGCUUUUCUGAAGUCAUAUACGCUCCAAUCACGGGUUAGUACAUUUUGAUAAGCUUAAUAAUGUUUCACGUAUUGAAAUGAAGAAGCUUGGAGGUUGAUUUUUAUACAAUUUUAAACUUCGUAACAUCCGGAAAAAGACGCAUAAAAAAUCUUGUUUUUAAUGAUGUUUAUCAAUCUAUCAGAUAGUUUGCAGAUGAAAACCGGCUCCGGUGGGUUGCUCACUUCACAUCAAGUUCCAACCGUCAUGUCCUGCCCAUCUUCACUUCUCUUCUGAAUGUCGUCUGUGCCUACGACCCAGUUGGAUAUGGCCUUCCGUACAACUACCUACUUUUCAACGAUUCACGAGAGCCUCUGGUUGAAGUGGCGCUUCAGGUCGGUUUUAUUUUUGGUGGAUUAACAGAAGAUUUUUUAAGGUCCUGAUCGUCUGCUUGGACAAAGAUAGUCAACCGAAAAGUGACGAAACUGGAUAUUUGGACAAUUACUUCAUCAACUAUUUGAGUCGGGUCCACCGCGAGGAAGAUUUUGAUUUCAUGCUCAAGGUUUGAAACGAAAUUUGCUUUUUGAAUAAAAAGUUCUAGGGGAUCACACGAUUGCUGAGCAACCCUCUCCAAUCUUCUUCCUCCUAUUUGCCAAAUUCUACCAAACGCGUAAAUUUCCAUCAGGAGCUCUUAGUUUUACUCUGGAAAUGCUGUGAAUUCAAUCAGGUUGGUCGUAAGAAUGGAAAAAAAUAAGAGUAAAAAUAUUCAGAAGUUUAUGUUCUAUGUUCUGAAAACAUCCGACGUUCUAGAAAUUCUAGUUCCAAUUUUGUAUCACAUCUCUGAUGCUCGAAAUGAUUCAGGUAUUCGGUUGAAAAUAUGAUUUUUUAUCUUUUUUUUUCAGCUCGAGUAGGUCUCAUUCACAUGGGAGUCUUCUUGAUACUUUUGCUGAGUGGAGAAAGAAAUUUCGGAGUUCGAUUGAAUAAGCCGUACGUCGCGAAGGCUGCAAUAAACAUCCCAUCAUUCACCGGAACCCAUGCGGAUCUACUUAUUAUUGUGAGAUUUUCUAUCACUUUUCUAACUUUUUCAUUAAAUUGAAGAGGGUUCAGAGUCUUAUGAAAGAAGUUUAAGGUGUUCCACAAACUUAUUACCACUGGAAAUUAUCGUCUCCAGUCGCUGUUCGAUUGCUUCCUGACAAUCAUUGUCAACGGUGAUUUUUUUUUCGAUUUAAAGGAAUAUUUUGGAAAUUUAUCACCGAUUUCGAUCCUUUCAUUGAACUGUUCAUAUAUUUUUGGUGUGCAGUCAAAAAUAAAGAUUAUUCUAAACAAAACUUUAAAAUUUCUCUAAGACGUCUUAAAACGCUUUUUGAAUAGUUAGGACUUCAUCAAACGGAUUGAAGUGUAUAUCCAAAUUUUUCGGAAGUUCAAAAACACCUUUCCAAAACUGUGUGAAUUAUUUCUGCUGGCUGAAUGAAAAUUCCAUAAAAUUACAACAAUGCGCUUUGAGUCUUGAAAAAGAUAUAGAUUUCUAUUGCUUCCUGAUUUUUUGAUUUAAAUCCAAUCAAUUUUUUGGUUACAGUAUCCCCAUAUUUGAAAUCAAUCUCGAUGGUCGCUUCCAACAAGUUGCUGCACCUCGUCGAGGCUUUCUCUACGCCUUGGUUCUUAUUCUCGUCUCCCACUAAUCAUCACCUCGUUUUCUUCCUCCUUGAAGUCUUCAACAACGUCAUCCAAUACCAGUUUGACGGUGCCUUUCAGUUUUUAAUACCCAUCCAACUUUUAAGAUUACAGGAAAUUCCAACUUGAUAUACACAAUCAUCAGGAAGCGUCAAGUGUUUUAUCAGCUAUCUAAUCUUUCCACGGAUGCUACUUCGAUUGCAAAAACCUUGUCAGGAAGGAAGAAUAAAUGUUAGUCAAAUCUUAUUUUUGAAAAUUUUUUUCAAAGGAUCUCUGAAAAUUUCCGAUCUGUGAGAAAACGACCGUUUGAAAAAAAGCUGUUUGCAGCCGCGAAUAGAGACGAAAUGGUGGACCAGCUCAAGAGCCCUACGUCUGCAUCAGCUCCAGAAAUUCCUGCAACAUCAGCCUCAGGUGGAGUGAUGACCAAACUCUCCAUUUUUCAUUACUAAAAUUUCAUAAUCUUCUUGAAAAAAGAAAUGUUACUGGGGCGCUUAGGUUUGCUCGGAACGUUUGCGUUUACUGUAAAAAUAUUUGAGUGCUUUAAUUAUUGUUAGAUUUUUCGUGACUUAUAAAAUUGAGAUUUAGCCAUUUUCAAAAACGGAAACCUGACGUUUCAUUAAAUACUUUUUUCAGCUUCUACAACCGCUGGACUGGCCGCCACACCAGCUGUUUCAAGCAUGACAGAAAACAGCAAUCAGUGGGAAGAUAAAGCCGUCACAAAUGAAGGUAUCUACUUUAAAUUAGUUUGCUGUUUCAAAUGGAAAUGUCAGCUGAAUGGGUCGCAACUUCGGAAUGGGCCGAAUCAUGGAAAUCGAAGCUUCCUCUGCAAACGAUCACUCGUUUACUGCAAGUUCUGGUCCCACAGGUCGAGAAAAUCUGCAUUGACAAGUGAGUUCACGUGAAUCCGCGGUUUCACAAAAAAAAAAGUUGAAAAACGGAUUAUGAUGUUUUUUCUUUUGCAGAGGACUCACCGACGAAAGUGAAAUUUUGAAGUUCCUUCAACACGGCACACUUGUUGGACUUUUGCCGGUUCCGCAUCCGAUUUUAAUUCGAAAAUAUCAAGCCAAUGCCGGAACUAACCAUUGGUUUAGAACCUACAUGUGGGGCGUCAUCUAUUUGAGGUUAAGUCAAAAAAAAUCAAUCUCAAAAACUGAUUUUUAUCUUCAGAAACACGGACCCACCAAUCUGGUACGACACUGAUGUCAAACUUUUCGAGAUUCAAAAACUCAGCUCGGAUAGAUCUUGA
Molecule: messenger RNA, 3897 nt
Organism: Caenorhabditis auriculariae
Lineage: Eukaryota; Metazoa; Nematoda; Chromadorea; Rhabditida; Rhabditidae
Source: the annotation of a GenBank genome assembly